This is a messenger RNA of Bolinopsis microptera, 942 nucleotides long. Its product is annotated as hypoxia up-regulated protein 1-like. Gene Ontology annotation, cellular component: endoplasmic reticulum chaperone complex. NCBI's taxonomy places the organism in Eukaryota, Metazoa, Ctenophora, Tentaculata, Lobata, Bolinopsidae. Gene Ontology annotation, molecular function: ATP binding; ATP-dependent protein folding chaperone. Gene Ontology annotation, biological process: endoplasmic reticulum unfolded protein response. The record is from RefSeq and is a predicted model, not a curated record. The transcript is spliced from 9 exons. The coding region runs from base 91 to 942 and encodes 283 amino acids.
UUUGAGCAUAGCAAGACCUUAGACCAGAUAACAGUUCGACCAACAUUCCAGCAGAAGCAACUUACCACUAAGACACUAACACCAGCAACAAUGUUGUUAAGGUUGUUAAUCAGCUUAGCGCUGUUCGCAACAGUGUCCUCCACUUCCUUGAUCUCUCUCGAUUUGGGCACUGAAUUCAUGAAGAUAGGAAUUGUAAAGCCUGGAGUACCCAUAGACAUUGUGUUAAACACCGAAACCAAACGCAAAACUCCAAUGACAGUCUACAUUAAGGGUGACGAACGGUUAUUUGGUGAUACCGCUGUAACCAGGGGAGAAAAAUCACCGAAGAACGCGUAUUCUAACCUGUUAGAUCUACUCGGUAAAUCUAUAGAUAACCCAGUGGUCACUGAGUAUAAAGAAAGGUUUCCCUAUCAUACGAUAGAAGCUGAUCCAGUGAGAAAUACAGUAGUGUUCCGACACGACGACAAUACAUUUUACAGUGUUGAGGAGUUACUGGCAAUGCAAAUAGAGUUUGCGGUGCUGCUCGCUACAAAACACGGGGAAGCUCCAGUCAGUAAAGUUAUAAUCUGCGUUCCUCCUUUCUUCAAUCAGAAGGAAAGGGAAGCUAUGCUCAAUGUAGCGGAAAUAGCUGGAGUCCAAGUAAUGCAGUUGAUGACAACAACCUCAGCUAUAUCACUGCAAUAUGCAGUCUUCAGAAACAUCAAAAUGACUGAAAAGCCCAUGAUCGUAUUAUUCGCGACCGUAGGAUCUCAGUUUACCACAGCUGCUGUUGUCAGUUACUCCCAAGUCAAGGACAAAGUCACCAAGGAGUUGGUAAAUACUGUACAAGUCAUGGGAGUUGGGUAUGACAGAGGUCUGGGAUCAUAUGAAAUGGAUCUGAGACUGAGGGAGCAUUUAGCUAACAAGUUCACUGAAAAGUAUCCUAAGGUAAAAGUAUUUUAA